CCCUUAGUCCCUGAGCAGACACUGUCUGACUGCUUGCCAGUAUACAUCUCCCAAGCUUUUCUCCACCAUCUACCAACUGAGACAAAUACCCCUACCCCCACCUCUGCCGAUUUCUGUGCCUAUCUCUCGUGCACGCUUUAGACGCCGGGAACGGCCGGCCAACUUUUGUACCGCAUAGGACCUUGAUUUGAGGGAGAAAGGAAGACCCACCCCUACAUUUCACAAUGGGAAGCGGAGCAAGUGCCGAAGACAAGGAAUUAGCCAAGAAGUCCAAGGAGCUGGAGAAGCAGCUGCAGGAGGAUGCAGACAAGGAGUCCAAAACGGUCAAGCUGCUGCUGCUGGGUGCUGGUGAGUCUGGAAAGAGCACGAUUGUUAAGCAGAUGAAGAUUCUCCAUCAAGGAGGUUAUACCAAAGAAGAACAACUGGAGUUCAGGGCGAUCAUCUUUGGCAAUAUCCUGCAGUCUGCUCUGGCCAUCAUCAGAGGCAUGGAGAUGCUGACGAUUGACUUUGGAGCGCCUGCUGGAGCGGAAGACGCUCAGAAGCUCCAGAAUCUGUCAGACUCCAUCGAGGAAGGCACCAUGCCCCCCGAGUUGGCUGACGUCAUCAAGAGAUUGUGGAAAGAUACUGGUGUUCAGGCCUGCUUCGAGAGGGCUGCUGAAUACCAGUUGAACGACUCUGCAUCUUACUACCUCCAGGAGUUGGACAGAAUCACAAAGUCUGACUACCUGCCAAACGAACAGGAUGUGCUGCGUUCUCGAGUCAAGACCACUGGUAUCAUUGAGGAGCAGUUUGCCUGCAAAGAGCUGCACUUCAGGAUGUUCGAUGUGGGAGGACAGAGAUCCGAGAGGAAGAAGUGGAUCCAUUGUUUCGAGGGUGUGACCUGCAUCAUCUUCUGUGGAGCCCUGAGUGCUUAUGACAUGGUGCUGGUGGAGGACGAUGAAGUGAACCGUAUGCACGAAAGUCUGCACUUGUUCAACAGUAUCUGCAAUCACAGAUUCUUUGCCACCACAUCCAUUGUACUCUUCCUCAACAAGAAAGAUCUCUUUGAGGAGAAGAUCAAGAAAGUCCACCUCAGUAUCUGCUUCCCAGACUAUGAUGGUUGCAACUCUUAUGACGAUGCCGCCACCUACAUCAAGUCGCAGUUUGAGGAGCUGAACAUGAAAAAGGGUGUGAAAGAGAUCUACUCCCACCUGACCUGUGCCACAGACACAAAGAACGUGGAGAUUGUGUUUGGUGCCGUGACAGACAUCAUCAUUAAAGAGAACCUGAAAGACUGUGGUCUGUUCUAAGAAGCUUGACGUGGAGAUUUCCUUCUCCUCUCUUCCCAUCACUUGGAUUCCUGGACCCUGCGCUUUAGGAACAGCAGGCUCAGUCACCUAUUGGUUGUGUUUUAUGAUGUCAUAAGACUGUUAAAACCUUUAAUUUCUAAACUGUCUACUGUCCCAUUCCUUCCUCACUACCUCCAGACACCCUAAAUGAUCCGUUAGAAAAGCCCCCAGUAGGAUACACAGUCCCCGGCCAAACCUGAAGGGAGUUGGCAAGCAUAUCCAACCAAUCGAGCUAAGAGGGCUACACCUGCUGGACACAAUGUGGAUGAUGACCUUUAGAGGGAAAUAUGGAGAAAGAAAAUGACAGCAGAUGGAGAAUAGGCUGUCUGCUAUGGUUAGUAUCUUAGAUAUCCUGGCUUAUUUCUGGCUUUGUUCAUUUGUAUUGAAGAGUUUCCAAAGCUGCCAAUGGACUGGACUGCUACACGUAUAAAAGGAAACAUUUUGAGAAGGUCCAGUGUAUUCACCAGGCUCAGACAUUGCUCUUGCCCCAUAAUUUUUUGAUGUUUUUAUCUAGUAAAAAAAGUAUCUCAAAUGUUGUUGGUUUAAAUCGGCUGACUGUUUGCACCUGGUGUAAUGCAGUUGAUAAUUUUUCUUAGCUAAUUUGAAUAUGUAAGUUCAAAUAGCCAGGCCUACACUGGACUUAAAGAAAAUGUUCACUGCACACAUUAGACAUUUAUUUUGUAAAUACAAAGACAGAAUAGCGGACCUAAUCUCCUAAUGCUCAACUACUGACAAGUCUAUCAUCAGUGGCACAUUUAGCAAUGUACUAUUUCAUUUUGACAAACUUGUACAGUAACUAUACGUCUUGUCUCGUGAAAAAUUAAACAUUCUGAAUAAAUAUAUAGUGAAACUGU
Osmerus eperlanus (European smelt) is the source of this 2182-nucleotide messenger RNA. RefSeq names its product guanine nucleotide-binding protein G(t) subunit alpha-2-like. The record is from RefSeq and is a predicted model, not a curated record. Gene Ontology annotation, cellular component: photoreceptor inner segment; photoreceptor outer segment; heterotrimeric G-protein complex. The coding region runs from base 225 to 1289 and encodes 354 amino acids. Lineage: Eukaryota; Metazoa; Chordata; Actinopteri; Osmeriformes; Osmeridae. Gene Ontology annotation, molecular function: GTPase activity; G-protein beta/gamma-subunit complex binding; GTP binding. Gene Ontology annotation, biological process: detection of chemical stimulus involved in sensory perception of bitter taste; adenylate cyclase-modulating G protein-coupled receptor signaling pathway. The transcript has 9 exons.